CAGGGGCAACCACAGCUUCUCUGGGCAACCUGGGCCAGGGCCUCCCUACCCUCACAGGGAAGAAUUUCCUCCUCACAUCUGGUGUGUUUUGAGGUGCAAAAUUCACUUCCCAAAGCCGAGGUGCAAGUUUGACCCUCGCUGUGGCUGGAGGUAGGAAAAGCAUGGGAAUGCUGGGGAUUCCGAGGGACUGAUGGAAUGCCCUGGGCUGGCUCAGCUGCACACAGAAAAGCUUUGUUACCUUCCCAGAAUUGUGCUCUGACCUGGCUUUAGGGAGCAGGGGCUGAGAGGAAAAGAGAUUGGAAGGUGUCAAACCUGGUUUAUAUUUGUCACGUCCAACAGUGAAAGGUUUUGUGCCUUUAGUGCAGCAGGUUUUGUUCCACAUAAAAAUCUGAUGCCUAAUUUGUGAAGAAUAAUUUUUUGACAAACCUGUAGCCCCACACUUUUAAAUUGUUUUCUUGGACCUUUUAUUGUUCUACCUGUUCAAUCAGAAAAGAUGCUUAGAAUGUCAACCCCAGCUCCAGAAUCCUUUGGUUACUCAGAUGAGAUAAACCUUGUCUGUCUACAGGUCAGAAUGUACUUACAUGUUGUUCUCUAUCACAUCUCAUAUCCCUUUUAAAGUUCAUAGAUGAGCAUUAAUACAGGUCACUGAAAUGAAAACAUCAAUGAACAGAGAGCAUUUUCCUACUUUUUCAGUACUUUGGAGAAAAAAAAUAAAUUAUAGAUUAAGAAAACUUAAGAAAAUAUAUAUUUUAAAAGGAGGCAAGGAAACCAGUGGCAGUUUAAUCCAGUAGGAUCUCACUUGGUCCAGGUUGCUUUGUAGGAAUUCAGUGGGUUUUCUUCUUCAGAGUUUUGUAAGAGCUCCUCUUACAUUUUUAGCUCUAUUGUAUGAACUGUUGCAUAAACUUAUUUUACAAGACUGUUACUUCCUCAAAGCAUUGCAAGAGAAAAGCAAAAAUGCAAUCCUGCUGCAGACAAAAGAGGAGGAGGAGGAUGGAAAGAUGAGAUUAAGGAGGAGGAAAGUUCCCAGGAAACAAAUGACAGGAUGAGAGAAAAAUAGCAUCAAGUUGAGCCAGGGGAGUUUAAGGUUGAAUAUCAGCAAAACUUUCUUCACCUGAAAGGUUGUCCAGUCCUGGCACAGCUGCCCAGGGCAGUGGUGGAGUCCCCAUCCCUGGAGGGAUUUAACAGACAUGUAGAUGUGGCACUUGGGGACAUGGGUUAGUGAUGGCCUUGGCAGUGCUGGGGAAAUGGUUGGACUUGUUGAUCUUGGAGGUCUUUCCCAACCUUAAGGAUUCUGUGACUCUGUGAUUCUCUAAACCCGCUCUCCUUCAGCUUGAGGUCAUUGCCCCUUAUCCUGUCACUCCAUGUGCUUGCCCAGAGUCCCUCUCCAGCUUUCUUGGAACUUCUUUAGAUACUGGAAAGGGCUCUAAGGUGUCCACAGACCCUUUUUUCUCCUCCAGACUGAACCAGCCCAGCCUGUCUCUGCAGCAGAGAUGCUCCAUCCCUCUGAGAGUCUCCGUGGCCUCCUCUGACUCGCUCCAACAGGUCCACGUCCUUCUUGCACUGGAGGCCUCAGAGCUGGAUGCAGCAAAAUUGGGGUGUCAUGAGAGCAGAGCCUUUUUUUCAUGUGUUCGUUUCAUGUGUGUGCCAGAGGAGCUCUGGGCUGCAGACUCUGGUGGCCCCCAUUGUUUGCACCCCAGGGUUCCAUGCAAACCACUUUUGGAUCUGCACAGGGCCAUGAAACACCCCACCAGUUCAGUUUUAGCAAAGUCUGUAGGACACAAAAGAGGUAAUUUUUUUGGCAGUGCCCUUCGUAAAAUAUUUUGCGGUUGGAACAAACGGGAGAUGUAAAAAGCUUUGAGAUGAUUAAAAUAUGUGAUUUCUGGCUCACAUCAGAGAGAAAAGUCAAGUAUAACAUCUUGCAAAAGGACUUCCUAUAAAACCAGAAAGAUUUGUUUUGAUGCAAAACAACUGGAUGUUGUUCAAAAUGACCUCUAGAGCAGAGUUUGGUUCAAAUUCAGUUGGGAAGCUGCUUUGCAAGGAGAGGAACAGGCUCCCUGAAUCCAUAACAUUUCAACCUGUACUUGUUUGCUCCUCAGCAGAGAUUUAAGCAAGAUGCUUAUGGAUAGGAAGAAGGAGGGCACUGAUGUGAUUUGGGGGAGUCUACACAGAACACUCCUGGUCAGAAGGCAGAGAUCAAAUUUCCAUGAAAUCUACAGCUCUAGGGAUUGUGAACUUGUGUUUUCAGAUGGAAAGACAGGUACAAUUCUUUAAGAAGGGGGAAGGUGGAAAUGGCCCCAUCCUACUGCUCUGAAAUAGUGGUUGGUGGGCCUGUGGGUUACUGGGGUGAGUAACUGAUGCAUUAAACUCUUCUCACCAGGUUAAUUUAUGGAUAUGUGCAAUAUUUUUGUCACCGUGACCUUUUUGGGUUUGCUUUGACAAUUUUUCUCUCUCUGAAAAUUUAGGUUCAUAGCCUGAUGUGCAGCGCAUUAAUCUGUUUACAAGGAUAAAUGAGUGAACACUGUUAUUGUUUGGAUCUCUUUCAUGUAAAAGGAGAGGAGGACAGAACAGCCCCCUUCUCACCUCAGCAUGCCCUACUGACCCAGCUUCAAAGAUGUGACUCAUGGCACCUCCAGCACAAAGAUCAGGAGUAGUUUCUGGGUCGAUGCAAGAGCCCCACAGGACACAAGGAAGAUGAGGAUGGGAGGAACCUGGCUGGGUCUGCCCCUGGGACACCUGCUGGCUCUGGGACACAGGCACAAAUGGAGAACCAUGGUGGAUUUCAGAAAGUUCAGGCUGUUUUUUUGCCUCCUCGGGCUCAGCUGUGGCAGCUUCUGGUUUUUUUACAACUGGACCGAGUUCUGCGUGUUCUGUGAGAACAACCAAGGUUACCUGUUCCCCACAGAGCCUUUCAGGAGGAUAGAAGGAAACUUCUCCCAGCUCCCAGACAUAGACUGCCACAAGAACCCUCCUUUCCUCGUCCUGCUUGUGGCAUCCUCGUGCCAGCACCUGGAUGCCAGGAUGGCCAUCCGGCAGACCUGGGGCAAGGAGAGGACGGUCGCCGGGAAGCGCCUGGUGACGUAUUUCCUCCUGGGAAGCACUGUGGAUCCCAGCCAGCAGGCUGACAUCGCUGCUGAGGGCCAAAAGUACAGAGACAUCAUCCAAAAGAACUUCACGGACACUUAUUACAACCUGACUUUGAAGACCAUGAUGGGAAUGGAGUGGGUUCACAGGUUUUGUUCCCAGUCCAGCUUCGUGAUGAAAACCGACACAGACGUGUUUGUCAACGUUUUUUACCUCACUGAGCUGCUUCUGAGGAAGGAGAAGGCCACUGGGUUCUUCACAGGCUUUUUAAAACUGCAUGAGUACCCCAUAAGAAGAAGAGGGAGCAAGUGGUAUGUGAGUAGGGAAGAGUAUCCAGGAAAGACCUACCCACCCUUCUGUUCCGGGACUGGGUAUGUUUUAUCCAGUGAUGUUGCCACUCAGAUCUAUCAUGUUUCUGAGAGCGUUUCGUUCAUUAAGCUGGAGGAUGUGUUCAUAGGACUGUGCCUUGCCAAAUUAAAAAUUAGGCUGGAGGAGCUCCAUUCAGAGCAGACCUUUUUUCCAGAAAGGAUCAGGUUCUCCGUUUCCCGCUUCAAGAAAAUCGUGAUGUGCCACGAAGUGGAACCACCCGAGCAGCUGAGCUACUGGAACCACUUGGUGACAGAAAACCAUGGAGAGGUGCUCUAGCACCUUCCCUGCCAGAACUAACACACUGAAAUCCUUUGCUUUUACAGGGCUGCUCUUGACCCCAGCAAAACUCCCAAUUAACUCCAGGUCCAGCACGUUAGAGACUUUUUAAAUGGUUAUUUUAAUCAUAGAGUUAUUAAGGUUGGAAGAGACCUCCAAGAUCAUCAAGUCCCCCCUUGGACCUUAUGAACUAAACCAUUGUACUGAGUGCCACAUCCAGUCAUUCCUUGAACACCUCUAGAGAUGGGGACUCCAUCACGUCCCUGGGCAGCCCCUUCCAAGGCCUGACCACUCUUUCCAGGAAGAAAUUCUCAAUUUCUGCCCAAGAACAUGCAAAUCCCUUUCUCUCUCAUUCACUCCAUUGCAUCCCUUCUCUACACAAUUAUUAUUUUCUGGAAGAUCCAGGCCUGCAGCCCUGCCCUCCAAAUCCUGCUGCUAAAGGACUGGGAACGUUCCUGCAGUGAUAAACUGAAGUCAAAGCACUUUUUGUUCAGAGACUAAAAUUUGCACCAUCCUCCUGGUGGCCCCUGAUAGAUCCCUGCACCCAUCUGUGCAGGUAUUUAAGGAAUGGUAUUUGGAGCUGUCAGGAUGCUCCUCUCCUGGCAGAGGGAACCAACAGCCCUGCCCUUGCAGCGGGCUCUGUGUGGGCAGAGCUGCAUCCUGGCACAGAUCCCUCCUUCAGUCUCCACACAGGUUUUUUUUGCAGAGAUGGAAGAAUUUUCCCAUGCAAUGCUCUUGGGACGACCUUGGGGACUGCAGGUCACCUGGUGAACGUGUAAAGCUGCUUCAUCUGUUCCCUUGGAUGUGUCUCCUGCUGAAAAUACCUGUGGUGGAGCCAGUGGAGGGUGUCUUUGAUUAAAACAGACCCCAGAGACAUCUUUUAUAUUUCUGGCUCCCUUGGUUGCCUGAAAGCUUCUGUAAAUGGUUUCCCAAGGCUAAACUAGAGUCACUUAGGGUGAUUUAGACAUUUUUUUGCUGUGAGAAACUGGGCAUGUGAGGGAGAAGAUGGGAGGAUUUUUGUCUUUUAAACAAGACCCAGAGGGAUAAUGUGCUCAAGUGAUCCCUCAGGCUGGGAGCCCUGUUUCUCCUUUCAUUCCCAAGCAAAGAUCAUGAAAUCUCUGGGAUGUUUGUAGAUUCCAGAGGCAAAGAAUUGAGUCUUUACAGUAGAAGAUGCGAAAAAUACUUUUGGGCUGUGAGGAGGGAGAAAGGAGCUCCUAAAUCCUGCCUUAUGCUUCUCUUUUGAUUUUCUUUCUCACACAGGAAAGGUCAGUUUUAUCAGCAAAGAAGUAGCAAAUGCCUGUAAUAUGUGUGAAAUGUUUUUUUUUUUUUUUUCAGGGAGCAGUAAAAGUGGAGCUGUUCCCAAGGGGGAAAGUGGUCUGGGAGCUGAGGAGAUUUGACAACUAGAAAGGCUCAUCCCCACACGAGGGAGCAGGAGCAAAGACAGGGAAAGAGAUUUUAUUACUUUAUUUUUAUUGUUUCUUUUUAUUUUUAUGGGUGUUGGACUGUUCAGGUGUCUCUUUUUACUUGCCAGUGUCUGAAGAGCAGGACAAAUAUUUUCAGCAGGAAUAUGCCCCAAUCUGAAAAGUGUUUAGUAACAGUAAUAAUAUAUUAUUUAUUUUCUUCUGGUGUGGAGUAACCUGAGCUCAUGCACUGAUUUUUGACCACUGAUGAUGAAAAAAAUAUAUUUAUUUGUUUGGCAGAAGAAUAACCUUCUUCAUUUUAAUCUUCUUUAUUAAACUUUAACUAUUUUAUUAAAAUAAAUUAAAUAUUUAAACAGCUCAGUUUUAUUUAAAAUUCAGGUAUUUUCUGAAUACUUCUGCUGCUGGUGAGAUGGGUCAGGCUUUUUAAUGCCUGUUCUUUCCAUGUAACCUGCAGAAAUGCCUUUUGCCAUUCACUACCCUUGUGCCCAAGGUGCAGGCUGGCUAUUCCUUUAAUUUAUGGAACAAUGGUGAGCAAAAGGAAUGCUUCCUGGUCUUUCCUAACUCCCUGUCUUGUGGGAUGGAGGAUCUGUGAGCUGGGACAGCAUAAUCAGCCCGAUGUCAUCUUGGCCUCUUCUUGCUCUCAGAUAAUAAAAUAAUGAUAAAUAAUAAUAAUAAUAAUAUAAUAAUCCUGCAGUUGCUUGUAGGUCUCACUUCCAGCUCUGUGCCUGGUGCCAGCUUUGUCCCAGCUGGCAGGACCAGCCCAGCUGUGCAAUCCCAGGGAUCUUUGUCUCCAUUUGCAUUUGGGGGUGUUGAGCUGUUCACCUCCACGGGGUGUUGACAUCCAAGAGCUGUGGUGGCUCCUGCAGCUUCUGCUCUUCCCUCAGGCUGAGGCUGUGGGAGAGGAUAAAGUUUCCCUUCAGGAGACAGAAUGUUGGGUUGUUUCCCUGGACUGUGGCUGCUUGUGAGUGGCACUAAGAUAUGUCCCACCCGAGCAGUUUGGGGCUUUGUAUCAGCUUAAAAAAAGUUACCCCUGAGGGCCAAGUUCUGCUUGACCUCUUGGCUGUGGCUUUUACUUUAGUUCAGGAGUGUUCCCAAUUACUUGGAUACAGCCACUAACUGGGAAGAUGGUGCUAUUCUCUCUUAAUCACUUCUGCAGACUCUACCACUACAUCUUUGGGGUUAAAUUCAAGUGCAAGAUGUCCCUGCCCACAGCAGGGGGCUGGAAGUAGGUGAUUUUUAUGGUCCCUUCCAACCCAAACCGUUCUGUGAUUCUAUGAAAUUCAGCUGAGGAAUAAGGUCCUCAGGAAUGGUCUAAGAAACCAUCCCAUUCUGGAUCCUGUUUCCAGGGAGUCUGUUUGUCAUUUCAAGUGACUUGUGCAAGAUGCCUCUGUUGCUGCCUUCCAAAUACUUUGUCCCCAAUGAUUAUAUGUGGCUAAGCCUCUGAUGGCCUAUCCAUAAGCAUUUUGCUUAAAUCUCUGCUGGGGAGCAAAUGAGUUCAGGUUGAAAUGUUAUGGAUUCAGGGGAGCCUGUUCCUCUCCUUGCUAAGCAGCUUCCCAGCUGAAUUUGGUUGAGAACUGGCUGGUUCAGAACUGAUUUUGGUUGCUGCACAUAAUUUUUCUCCACGUCUGAUUUUCUCUGUGCUCACAUCAAUUAAAAAUUGAUUCUGUAAUUCGUAGAAUCAUAGAAUUGUUUAGGUUGGAAAAGAUUUCCAAGAUCAUCCAGUCCAACCAUCAACCCAAGACUGCCAGGUCCACCCCUAAACCAUGUCCCUUAGCACCACAUCUACACUUUUUUUUGAACACCUCCAGGGGCAAUGAUUCCACCACUUCCUUGGGCAGCCUGUUCCAGGCCUUCUUGUGAAGAAUUUUCCACACCCUUCUUGUGAAGAAUUUUUUCCUAAAGUCCAAGCUAAACCUCCCCUGGUGCAACUUGAGGCCGUUUCCUCUUGUCCUGUCACUUGUUACCUGGGAGAAAAGACCAAUCCCCACCUUGUCACAGCCCCCUGAGCCUCUUUUUCUCCAGAGUAAACCCCCCCAGCUCUCUGGGUUGCUUUAAAUAAGACUAUGUUAAAUUAACAACAAUUAGACCUGUUGGAAAAGGUGAUUUAAGAAAAGUAAAUGAUUGCAUGUAAGGCAAAUUCAUUUAUUUAAACAAAACCACUGAGCUAGUGACUUUAUGAAAUUAGCUUUUGCAGCUUAGGCCUCAGAUCAUGAAUUUUAACACAAUCAAAAAAGUAUUAGUGGCCUUUUGCUAAAUUUUAUGUAUUUUCCUAUGAAAUACCAUCACAAAGUGAACAGAAAUAUAACUAGAACUGUAAACAUGAUACUGCAGUGUACAUAGGCUUGUUUUUUUAAAUUUUGUAUGGGCUAAUAAAAGAAUUUAGGCUAUCUGGGGGCAGUUUGUCUGUGAAAGCAGAGCCCUCCCCUAACAUUUUUGUGCUUUCUGGGUCAGAAGAUCAUUACAUCAUUUUUUUAUGAAUAGCUAUGAAAAGGUCAGCUAAAAGUUACUCCAUUGCUUCUCAUUUAAAUGGGGAGGAGUGAAGAAUAACAGAGCUGACACAGAGUUGGUUAAAAUUGUGUAUCUCAACACACUCUAUUUCUUCCAAGAUCAUUUUUUGAAUACAGAAAAAUUAAUGUUUGAUUGUGGUUUUUUUCCCCACAACUUUCAUCAACCAACAUAUUCUUAGUUUAGAGUAGCAUUGUCCAAAAUGUGCAGGAAGGAUUUGGUCUCUCAGCUCCUCUGGUUCAGCCUUACCCUGGAGGUACAGCCCUGCCAGGCACUUCUGGGAACACAGGGGAGAUUUUUGUAAUGAAACUUUUGCCUUCUGUCAGAGCUGAACAGAACCCAAGGGCUGCACUGGAUCUGCCAGGAAUGCUGCUCCUCUUGGAUUUGUGCAGGUCACUGUGUGAUGUUGACGUAAAACGUGUGAGAAUGUUUUCAUUAUUGGCAUAGAAGAUGGGAAUGUUGAGAUAUUCCAUGAAUGAUAUUUUAGUAAAGUAUUUUGUUACCACA
This is a messenger RNA of Pseudopipra pipra, 8159 nucleotides long. RefSeq names its product beta-1,3-galactosyltransferase 5 (gene B3GALT5). Lineage: Eukaryota; Metazoa; Chordata; Aves; Passeriformes; Pipridae. The transcript is spliced from 3 exons. The record is from RefSeq and is a predicted model, not a curated record. Bases 2692 to 3726 code for a protein of 344 amino acids. Gene Ontology annotation, molecular function: N-acetyl-beta-D-glucosaminide beta-(1,3)-galactosyltransferase activity. Gene Ontology annotation, cellular component: Golgi membrane; endoplasmic reticulum.